ACUUGUGUCUUAGACCAGUCACAUGAUAAACAAAAUGGAGUUGAACAAAAUAUUCUAUGUUUUUGUCGUCUUAUUAUGUGUGAGCAUAAUAAGUAGUUGCCAUGCAACUCAAAAUGAAGGUUUCUUUCUAUCAGAUUAAGGUUUUGUUAAAUUAUAUGAUUAGUAAAUUUAAUUAGAAGCAAAGCAAAGGUGGAAUUACGUAAACGUUCGACGGAAUGCCCAUAUGUUUUGGUGGUUGUACUACGCUGGUGAAGCAAACAAACCUCUUAUUUUAUGGCUUCAAGGAGGACCCGGUGGUUCAUCAACAGGGUUUGGGAAUUUUAUGGAAAUUGGUCCAAAGGAUGUAAAUUUGCAACCUAGGAAUACCACAUGGCUCAAGUUAGCCAACCUUCUCUUUAUUGAUAAUCCUGUAGGUACAGGAUUUAGUUACGUGACCUCACAAGACGCCUAUUCUACAAGUGUUGAACAAAUCGCAUUAGAUUUAGUUCAAGUAAUGAAAUCAUUUUUAAAAGAAGUUAAGGAAUUUAAAAGCAUUCCAUUCUAUAUUUUUUCUGAGUCAUACGGUGGCAAAAUGACCGCUGCUUUUAGUAAAGAGCUUUACAAGGCUAUCAAAGCCAGUGAAAUAGAAUGCAAUUUUAAAGGUUUUGCCAUGGGCGAUUCGUGGAUAUCGCCUCUUGAUUCUGUUCUAAGCUGGGCUCCCUAUCUUUACUCUACCUCGCUUGUCGACAUAUUAGGGUAUCAAAAAGUAAACAAUAAGGCAUUGGACAUAAAGAGCUUACUAUCUGAUGGAAAGUUUAAAGAGGCUACUAACCAAUGGUCAGAACUCGAAAGUAUCAUCGAAAGCGAAACUGCCGGGGUGGACUUUUAUAACAUUUUAAGAUUUGAUUCCCAAUCCAAUAGCUUACACAAUUCCAAAUCGGAAAUUGAUUAUUUAUAUAAACGCCAUGUAGGAAGAUUGAACAAUGACCUAUUAAGUAAUCUAAUGAAUACGAAAGUUCGUCGAAUGUUGAGAAUUAUCCCAGAAAACGUUACUUGGGGAGGUAGAAAAGAAUUUCGCUUCAACUAAUCUGAAUAAAAUACUUUUUAUUUACUUUUGUAGGACAAUCUGGCAAUGUUUUUAAAUACCAGAGUGAAGAAUUUAUGAAACCAGUGGUAUCAAUAGUUGAUGAUAUUUUAAAAACUACGCCUCUCAAAGUUGUUGUUUACUCAGGCCAAUUGGAUUUAAUUUGUGAUACUCUAGGUAAAACUAUAAAUAUUUCUUGAGUAUAAAUAAUUUAGAGUAAGAGAAUAAAACAAAAUAUAUAGGAACUGAACAAUGGGUGGGAAGUUUGACAUGGCCGCACAUGAAAGAUUACUUUAUGGCUGAAAGGAAAGCUAUAAGAAAUAAAAUGGGAAUCCCUGAAUUAUUUUAUAAGACAUAUAAACAAUUUCAAUUUUAUUGGAUUUUGAAAGCGGGGCAUAUGGUUCCAUCAGAUGCUGGAGAUGCAGCUUUAAAAAUGGUGGCAAAUGUUCUUAUUUAAAUUAUCUUCUAUACAAAGCAUUAGAAUAAUUAUUGUCAUUGAGAAGCUUUUAUAUCAAUACCAUAUUCAUAACCUACAAUCCAUGCUUAAUCGAUUUUGAAUAGAAACGUUUUUGUAGAACUCUUUUAUUUUUCAUAAUUUACAGAAACUUAAGUAAUAACAUGCAAAUUGCAUAUUACCAGUGGAUUUUUAUUAAAUGUUCAUUAAAAAAUAAAUAUAUUAUGC
This is a messenger RNA of Dimorphilus gyrociliatus, 1745 nucleotides long. NCBI's taxonomy places the organism in Eukaryota, Metazoa, Annelida, Polychaeta, Dinophilidae. The record is from the annotation of a GenBank genome assembly.